Molecule: messenger RNA, 903 nt
Organism: Orycteropus afer afer
Lineage: Eukaryota; Metazoa; Chordata; Mammalia; Tubulidentata; Orycteropodidae
Product: melanoma-associated antigen 10
Exons: 1
Biological process (GO): negative regulation of transcription by RNA polymerase II
Cellular component (GO): nucleus
Source: RefSeq, a predicted model, not a curated record
AUGCCUCGUCGUCCAUCAAAGCAUCGGCGAAACACGCUUGAGCAAGGCCUUCAGCGCCAAAGUGAGGCCCAGGGCCAGGAGGGGGCACAGGUUGUCGUGCCUGAGGAGGAGGUCUCCUCCUCCUCCUCCACCUGCUCCCCCUCUUUCCCCUUGUCCUCUCCCUCCUCCUCCUGCUAUCCUCUGAUCUCAGGCACCCCAGAGGAGGUUUCUGCUAUUAGCACAACCAGUCCUUCCCAUAGUCCCCAGAUACCCUGCUCCCCCUCUGCUGCCGUUUCAGCCAAUCUGUCCAGCAACUCAGCUGAGGGCUCCAGCAGCCCCAAGGAGGGUCCCAGCAUUUCACAGGGCCCGCCAUAUGCUGAGGCCUUGCUCAGAGAUGCACUAGAUGAUCAGGUGGCUGAUUUGGUGCAGUUCCUGCUCCUCAAGUAUCAAACGAAAGAGCUCUUCACAAGGGCGGAAAUGCUGGCCCUUGUCAUGAAAGAGUACCAGGAGCACUUCCCUGUGAUAUUCAGGAAGGCCUCAGAAUGCGUGCAGUUGGUCUUUGGUGUUGACGUGAAGGAAGUGGACCCUAUCGGCCACUCCUAUGUCCUUGUCAACACUCUAGGCCUCACAUUAGGUGCAACGUUGAAUGAUGAUCAGGGUCUGCCGAAGAUGGGCCUUCUGAUAUUUGUCCUGAGCAUAAUCUUCCUUGAGGGCCACUCUGCCCAUGAGCAGAAGAUCUGGAAAACUCUGAGUGUAAUUGGCAUAUAUGCUGGGGAGGAGCACUUAAUUUAUGGGGAGCCCCGAAAGCUCAUCACCAGUGACUGGGUGCAGGAGAAGUACCUGGAGUACCGGCAGGUGCCCAACAGUGAUCCUGCCCGCUAUGAAUUCCUGUGGGGUCCUAGGGCCUAUGCUGAAACCAGCAAG